This is a messenger RNA of Eutrema salsugineum, 1188 nucleotides long. Its product is annotated as F-box protein At5g25290. Lineage: Eukaryota; Viridiplantae; Streptophyta; Magnoliopsida; Brassicales; Brassicaceae. The record is from RefSeq and is a predicted model, not a curated record. The coding region runs from base 16 to 1032 and encodes 338 amino acids. The transcript has a single exon.
GUAUCUCCAUGGCUAAUGCUUUUUCCAGACGACGGUGCUUAUGUGCUAUACAACCCAGAAGAAGACAUGGUUUAUAAGACAAAGAGAGACUUCUCAACGAGUCGAUUCCUGGCAAGCUGUGGUAAAUGGUUUUUGAUGCUAGAUUCUCGAUCCAGAUUAUAUAUCAUAGAUGUGUUUAGCAAAGAUAGGAUCGGUCUUCCUCCAUUAGAGUCGGUCGUAUCUAAUUUCAGUGCUCUGAAGCGUGUGGGAGAUAGGGAUAGGGAGUUUAUAUGGGAAUUAACUGAUGGUACCGUCUUCAACGCUUUCUCCGAUGAAAUUAGGGCAAGUCUUUGGGUAGACGAGAAGGCAGAAGAGUUGGCUUUAGUGUGGUUCUUUGACGCUCCUGCUGGUUUUUUAUGCUUUUACAAGAAAGGGAAUGAUCAUUACAAUCUCAUUCCGGUUGGCCAGUUUGGAAUCCCCAAGAUGCUAACAGGCCUACAUGGUCUGGUUCUUCGAGGUUACCGCCUAUAUAUCUUAACGACUCGUAGCUUCGUUCGAGUCAUAGAUUUUUCUAGACAGGAAGGUUUUGAAGAACUCACCGGGAGUGACCCAUCACCAACGUUUUCUCCUCUUGGGUAUAGUUGUAAAUUUAGCAUCGUUGUUACAACUGCAGGAGAGGUUUUGUUGGUCACGAACACAGUCUUUGAAAGAAGCGAAAGGGUCUUCCACGUCUACAAGAAAGAUUCCAAUGCAGACCCAGAAGACUACAUGCCUGAUCUUCUUGAGGUACAUUCUCUUGGUGAUGAGGCCCUGCUUCUCGACUUGGGUAUCACUGUUUCUGCUAAUCCUACCCUUGGUAUCAAACCAAACUCUAUCUAUUUCACCCGUAAUGACCUUAUCCGUUAUGGGACCUCUUGUGACCGUGCCCGUGUCUUGCCCCCUUAUGAGGUGGACAUCUGUGUGUUUAAUCUUACAACCAAGACCCUUGAACCCUUCCCUGCUCCCCCCAACAUGAAUCUCAAGGAUGCUCGGUGGAUUUUGUCUAUGGCUUGAAGGACUUGAUUCCAAAUUUCCAAAUUUUGACCCCAGCAGAGACUCUUACACUCUUCUUCAUGUCAUACUCAUUCAACAUGAUCUCAAGGUUAGCCAAGCAUGGCUUGUGAGUAGGUCUCACUGAAGGACACAAAGAAUAGCAGGAGAAUCGAAACA